Molecule: messenger RNA, 1158 nt
Organism: Motacilla alba alba
Lineage: Eukaryota; Metazoa; Chordata; Aves; Passeriformes; Motacillidae
Gene: METTL21C
Product: methyltransferase like 21C
Exons: 7
Coding region: 343-1137 (264 amino acids)
Biological process (GO): peptidyl-lysine methylation
Cellular component (GO): cytoplasm; cytosol
Molecular function (GO): protein-lysine N-methyltransferase activity
Source: RefSeq, a predicted model, not a curated record
UAAGUGUAAGUUCUUCGAGUGCUGCCUGGUAACGUUACUCUAAAUAACCUGCAAUCUGACUGGCUGGAGGGGAAAGUUAUUCUUUUCAGGUGCACGCCUGUAUAAAAUACCUCUGGAGCAUGCAUCCACCCACAGGAAACUUCUCAUGACCUCUGUCGCAUCAGGUCAGCUCUGAGCCAACAGAAUCCAGCUCUCUGUUUCGUGCGGAGUGACGGUCACUGCGCUAUUUGGUACAAAAUCACUGCCAAGAUAGAGCAAAUGCAGUGUCAGAGGAAUUAGAAGAGAAAUCCUGUCCUUGUGAAUAAACAGAGCAGCAAUAAGGAAUAUAUCAGCUCUUUUGCCAUGAUCUCUGCACAGCAGCCACCAUUCCCCAACAAAAUUCAAACAAUGGACUGCCAAGCCGAGGAAGAAGAAACCUGUGAAGAGCAGUAUGACUCUGAAAACUGCACUUGCAGCUCUGAGCAUGCAGAAUUUGACACAGGCUCACCAGUAACUCUUAAAAUACUGCAGAACUGGGUUCCUAGAGUUUCACACUACUUUGAUAAGGAGCACUAUACGUACGUUGGCCACCAGAUUGUAAUUCAGGAGUCCAUAGAACACUUUGGAGCAGUGGUAUGGCCAGGGGCACUGGCUUUAUCUCAGUAUCUGGAAUCAAAUCAAGAACAAUUCAACCUCAAAGACAAAAAAGUUUUGGAAAUCGGUGCUGGAACAGGCUUGCUUUCCAUUGUGGCCUGUAUCUUAGGGGCUCAUGUUACAGCUACUGACUUGCCUGAAGUUCUUGAAAAUCUCUCAUAUAAUAUUUCCAGAAAUACACAGAACUUGAAUAUGCACAAACCUGAAGUGAGAAAACUGGUAUGGGGAGAAGGCCUCAAUGAAGACUUUCCUGUAUCAACUCACCAUUAUGAUUUCAUACUGGCAACUGAUGUUGUGUACCACCACGGAGCUCUGGACCCCCUGCUAGCAACAAUGGUGUACUUUUGUAAGCCAGGAACAGUAUUACUAUGGGCAAAUAAAUUCAGAUUCAGUACAGACUAUGAAUUUUUGGAAAAAGUUUGCAAUAUAUUUAACACAACCAUUCUAGCAGAAUUUCCAGAAUCAAAUGUCAAGCUGCUUAAAGCCACAGUCAGAAAGAAUUAAAGAGAAAACUAUUACUGAUCU